Molecule: messenger RNA, 1709 nt
Organism: Oppia nitens
Lineage: Eukaryota; Metazoa; Arthropoda; Arachnida; Sarcoptiformes; Oppiidae
Product: 26S proteasome non-ATPase regulatory subunit 5-like
Exons: 1
Coding region: 94-1671 (525 amino acids)
Biological process (GO): proteasome assembly
Cellular component (GO): cytosol
Source: RefSeq, a predicted model, not a curated record
AUUAUAAUGAAUAUAUUUUUUUGCAAAUCAUUCAAAACUUUUUUUGUACUCUAAGUUGAAUUGAUUUGUAUUAAUAAUAAUUGUGUGCUUACUAUGACUGCAAUAAUGACAGAUCAAUCGCCUCCAAAUGUGGCCAAACUUGUCAACGAUUUGAUGGCCAACAACAAUGCCUCGGAUGAAGAUAGCGAAGCUGUUUUGCAUCAGUUGAAGACAUACUUGGCGUCGGUUAACAGCUCGCAGAUGGAGACCAUUGUUCGUGAGGUAAAUGUUACCGAAAUUUGUCAACAACUGAAUAACGCCGAAAACAAUGCAAAUACCGAUGUGAUUGCCGGUGUCUUUGACAUUGUAUUUGAGACACUGUCUGCUCAGUACAUACUAAACAAUUUGCAUAAAGACAUUGUCAACGGUUUGGACGCCAAAAAUGAUGCGUUUGUCGAACUAUGGCUCCGAACUCUGGACCGAUCUCUAACUCACGAGUUGGCUCUCAACCAUACUUUAAAUACGGAAAUCGAUGUUCAUUUGGUGCUCAUAAAAGUGAUCCGAUUGUUUGCCAAACAGCAGACAUCCAUUGCCAAACAUUGCCGAUCAAUUGUCCUGAAUAUUGCCAAAUCUAAUACAUUGGGCGACAAAUUUUUCGAGAAAGACAUUCACGAACUGUUGGUCGUGACAAAGUCGGUCAGUGAUAUCGUUCAGAUGAGAGUAUAUGAUAUAUUGGUGGCCAUUGCCAGCACAUCGCACACCAAUUUCUAUAAAGUCGAAGGUUUCGGCCAUUUGGCAAACUUGUUGACCGAUUUCAAUGUCUGCUCAAAAACUGAUCCUCUGUUGACGCUUAAUAUAUUGCAAAUACUGACAGAUUUGGGUGCAACCACUUUUGGCAACGAUUAUCUUCAAUCGUCGGAGAUAUUGAAGACAAUUGUACGCUGUUUGGACACCAGUGACAGCGAUAUCUUUGCUAAUCUAUUGAUACCGGGUUAUGUCAAGAUAGUCGCAACAUUGGCUGCAAGUGAUCCGAAAAUAUUGGCCAAAUAUCCCUCAGUAUUGACCAAAUUAAAAGCACUGUUGACUGAUGUGGAUCCAUCUCUAGUGUUUUGUGCCAUCGAUGGUAUUGCUGUUAUGUGCUAUAGAAAUACCGGCAAAGAAAUGGUUGAUAAGAACAACGAUAUAUCGAAGGUGUUUAUGUCGACAAUCAAUAAUUUCUUGACAAAUGGAAGUACUGAACACAAGAUGAGAGCAUUGAACGGAUUGUCAAAUCUGUUGAAACUGAAUGAGUCCGACUAUAAUAGCGAUUUGAGUACCAAUUUCUCCUAUAAAUGGUUUCAAUUGUUUUCGCCGAACGACAACAAAAUAUUAGUACUUCUUCAUAUAGCUAAAGAACCGUUCAUUGAAUUACGUUUGGCUGCUAUGGAGUGCAUCCGAGUGGUGACCACAUUUAGUUGGGGACAGAAAGAGUUGGCCGCUACGGCCGGCUUUCUUGAAUACCUAUUGGACAGAUCAACUGAGACCACCAAACACGGCAAAGAAGCCAAAUACUCGAUUGUCAAACAAUUGGUUGGUUCGCCGUUCAUAAGCGAAUCGUUUACCAAAGAAGCGGUCAUCCAAUUGCGUGCUUUCUAUAAGGAGGGCCCCUAUUAUAUGGGCAACGAUACGGCUGUAUCGUUUGAAGCGGUUUGAAGACGGUUUUUAAAAAAAACUGUUACGUAUAUUAAAUA